Ostreobium quekettii is the source of this 480-nucleotide messenger RNA. The record is from the annotation of a GenBank genome assembly. NCBI's taxonomy places the organism in Eukaryota, Viridiplantae, Chlorophyta, Ulvophyceae, Bryopsidales, Ostreobiaceae.
AUGUUACACUUGCUAGAUGCCCAACCGCUUAUGCACUUACGCAUUUUUUGGUGGCCUUGCACUGCAGGACAGUGGGCCCAAAAGGUGGCACAUCCAUCAGCCAAUAUCACAAAGGAGUACUUCGUGCGUGUCAACAGCAAGCCCACGAACCAGCAAGUGAAGACAGUGGUUGAAGGCUGCAUGGUGGAAGGGCGGCACGUGUCCCCAGUGGCAGUGCAGCUGGAAGGCGACAGGAGCAUGCGGGUCGCGGUGUCCGACGGCCGCAAGCGAGAAGUGAGGGUGCUCGUCGAACACUGCGGACUGGAGGUGGAAGCUUUGAAGCGCGUUCGUAUUGGCCAGUACCGGCUGCCGGCCGACCUCAAAAUCGGGCAGAUCAGGGAGUUGAGCAGAAGCGACUUGCAGAAGAUUGUGCGCCUGCCCACGCCGUCCAUUCCUCGAGGGACAUCCACGGCCAGAGGGAUGCCAAGGAAGUCACGAUAG